Messenger RNA from Phragmites australis (common reed), 1757 nucleotides. Its product is annotated as trihelix transcription factor ENAP1-like. The transcript has a single exon. Lineage: Eukaryota; Viridiplantae; Streptophyta; Magnoliopsida; Poales; Poaceae. Gene Ontology annotation, cellular component: nucleus. The coding region runs from base 238 to 1407 and encodes 389 amino acids. Gene Ontology annotation, molecular function: transcription cis-regulatory region binding. The record is from RefSeq and is a predicted model, not a curated record.
CUCGGCCCGACCUGGCCAGGCGCGGCCCAACAAGGCAACAGCCAUCCCGCUCGUCCCAGGGCAGGGGCACGGCACGGCAGGGACGAUUCUCCUCGCCGCCGGACGCGACGGCCACAACACCGGAACCGGAAGGAGAGAAAAUAAUCGGAAUAAAUCCGCAUUCCCCACUCCCCAUCCUGGAAAUAUCCCUCAAUCCCUCGCCCUCCUCCGCCGCCGCCGGCCGCCAGAUCUCCGGCCAUGGACGACGACGCCGCGGACUCCCCCUCGCCCUCCCCGUCGCGCUCCUCCUCCCCGCUCCCCGUCACCAUCGCUGCCGCUCCGCCCGGCCACGUCGCCGUCGCCAUCCCCCUCCGCAAGCUCUCCCCCUCCAGCGGAGGCGGCGGCGGCGGGGGCCGGGAGGACGCGUGGAGCGACGGCGCCACCUCCGCGCUGAUCGACGCCUGGGGGGAGCGCUUCGUCGCGCUCGGCCGCGGCAGCCUCCGCCACCCGCAGUGGCAGGAGGUCGCCGAGGUCGUCUCCUCCCGCGGCGGCUACUCCAAGGCGCCCAAGUCCGACGUCCAGUGCAAGAACCGCAUUGACACCCUCAAGAAGAAGUACAAGAUCGAAAAGGCCAAGCACGACUCCUCAUGGCCCUUCUUCCACCGCCUCGACGACCUCCUCGCCCCCGUCCACAAGCCCGGGCUGCCCAAUUCUUCCUCUGCGGCUUCCGCGGCGGCGGCGGCCGCCCGGAGCGCCAUGCCUAUGAUGCCGCCGCGCCUCAAUUUCCCGCAGCGUACCCGCACGCCACUCCAGUCUUCGGCGGGGGCCAAGCGGAGGAUGCCAUCGCCGCCGCCCCAGCCGUCGGCGUCGUCCGAGUCCUCGGACGGGUUCCCACCGGAGCCACCAUCGGCCGUGGCGAACGGGAAGAGGCGGCGCGUGGAGGAGGCGGCCCCCGCGAACGGCGCUGAGAGCAGCAACCGCGCGCAGGGCCUGCGUGAGCUGGCGCAGGCGAUCCGGCGGUUUGGGGAGGUGUACGAGCGCGUCGAGAGCGCUAAGAGGGACCAGGAGGUCCGGAUGGAGCGGGAGCGCCUCGACGCUGCGCGGCAGCUCGAGGACCAGCGCGUGCAGUUCUUCCUCAAGACGCAGAUGGAGCUCUCCAAGGCCAAUGGCGGCGCCCCCUCGUCCGCAACCAUGGCUGUUGCCACCGCUGCUGACGGCGACGGCUCAAGGAGAUCAGCCAUGGCCGCCGAUGUCGCGACAAGCAGCAAUCACCGUGUCCGGUACCGCAUCAAGGACAGCAGGCACCGCCACACCCCGCAGCACCCACAUUACCAGAACAACGCCGGCGCGGCCUCCCCUGCCUCUGGCAACGGCAGCGACUCGGACAACAAGGAAGAUGAGGAGGACGUGGACGAUGAAGAGGAAUAGAGCCAGCAAUGGCUCUCCUCCGAUCCUCUCUAUCGACGGUGAUUCAAGCAAUUUUUAUCUGUCAAUUGGUAUUCUUCUCUUUAGAAUUGCUCCCAGGAAGGCUGAUCUGGGAGCUAAGAAAUGACUGGUGAGUACAACUAGGUGGUAGUGGUGGUGUUAGCAACAAGCAAUGGAGUGGCAAAGUUAUGGUAAGUACCUGUGAGAAGUGGGGUGAGUGUGUAACCUGUACCUGCCUGUUUCUGCUCGUGAUUGUGAUCUUGGGUCGAGAAACUGUCGUGGAGAAUGUGUCAGCAAAUGUAACAUGUUUAUUUGUGUGGCAAUGCUAGCUGUAUCUGCGAUUGUUCUUGGAA